Molecule: messenger RNA, 1401 nt
Organism: Fusarium subglutinans
Lineage: Eukaryota; Fungi; Ascomycota; Sordariomycetes; Hypocreales; Nectriaceae
Product: major facilitator superfamily transporter
Exons: 4
Coding region: 1-1401 (466 amino acids)
Biological process (GO): transmembrane transport
Molecular function (GO): transmembrane transporter activity
Source: RefSeq, a predicted model, not a curated record
AUGGGCGUUCGAGCUUUUUUCAAGAAGAGGUCACUCAAAGUCUCCGACGAUCGAGUGACCAAAGCUGCAGACCUUACCUUACGGGAGUCCAUCUGGCCUAUUGCACUUGUUACAGUCUUAUUCUUCCUUUGGGGCUUCAGCUAUGGUCUCCUGGAUACUCUGAACAAGCAUUUCCAGGUGACUUUGCAUAUCGAUAGGGCAAGAUCUGCUGGACUUCAAGCUGCCUACUUUGGUGCCUACCCGCUUGCUUCUCUUGGCCAUGCCGCGUGGAUCCUACGACACUACUCUUACAAGGCUGUUUUCAUCUGGGGACUCAGUCUCUAUGCUGUCGGCGCCCUGAUCGCGAUUCCCUGUAUCAAAGCAAAGUCCUUUGGAGGUUUCUGUGCAGCAAUUUUCAUCAUCGGUAACGGCCUUGGGUCUCUUGAGACAGCUGCCAACCCUUACAUCACUGUCUGCGGUCCUCCUAAAUAUGCCGAAAUGCGAAUCAACCUGUCACAAGCCUUCAACGGCAUUGGCUCGGUCGUUGCACCUGUUCUAGGCUCUUAUGUCUUUUUCAACUUUGACGACGAAAAGGCAUUGGCGAAUGUGCAGUGGGUGUAUCUUUCCAUCGCUGUGUUCGUCUUGCUGCUCGCCACCUUGUUUUUCUUCACGAACAUUCCUGAGAUCACCGAUGCUGAUAUGGCACAGCAAGCCGAAUCCUCUAACUCCGAAACUCACGAUAAGCCACUUCGCAAGCAAUACCGACUCUUUCACGCCUCCUUUGCUCAGUUCUGCUACUGCGGAGCUCAGGUGGGUAUUGCAAGCAUGUUCAUCAACUAUGCCACCGAAACGAGAAAGAAUACCAGCGAUUCCACCGGCUCCAAGCUUUUUGCAGGUGCACAGGCUACAUUUGCUGUCGGUCGCUUCUUCGGCGUCUUCCUCAUGAAAUACUUCAAGCCUCGCCACGUCUUCCUCGCCUUCUUGAGCAUGUGUGUGAUUUUCCUCUGCCCUGCGAUUACAGAGAAAGGCAAUACAGGAAUCUCGAUGCUCUACGUGGUGCUGUUCUUUGAGUCCAUCUGUUUCCCAACGAUCGUGGCUCUUGGCAUGAGAGGACUUGGCCGACACACCAAGCGCGGUAGCGGAUUCAUCAUUGGAGGUGUCAUUGGUGGGGCUUGUGUUCCCCCUCUUACUGGCGUGGCUGCAGACAGGCACGGUACAGGAAUGGCCAUGGUUGUUCCUCUGGCAUUCUUUGUGGCUGCUUGGAGUUUCCCAUUCUGCGUCAAUGUUCUGCCUAGCUACAAGAAGGGAAUUGAUGCCUUUGAGAACACUGCAACCGAACCAUCCAGCAUCGCCGAAUGGGGAGAGAAGGGUAGCCAGGACGAGCAACGCCAUGAGACAGUGGUUGGGGAGGUCAAGGCAUGA